Chelonus insularis is the source of this 688-nucleotide messenger RNA. It is a transcript of the gene Pfdn1, whose product is annotated as prefoldin 1. Gene Ontology annotation, molecular function: protein folding chaperone. The transcript has a single exon. The record is from RefSeq and is a predicted model, not a curated record. The coding region runs from base 243 to 620 and encodes 125 amino acids. Gene Ontology annotation, cellular component: prefoldin complex; cytoplasm. Lineage: Eukaryota; Metazoa; Arthropoda; Insecta; Hymenoptera; Braconidae. Gene Ontology annotation, biological process: protein folding.
GAAAAUUUAAUAAUAUUUUUUUUAUACUCCGUGGAUCAUUUGAGUUUAUUUGGUGAUGUUGCUAUAAAUAUCAAAGACGCCAAGAAUUUUAUUAAAAUAAUCCAGAGAAGUUUUUAUUUAACAAUAAAAUUGAAGUCUUAAAACGUAUAUUAAGACUCUAAAUAACUUCAUUUGUGUUUAUAGUUGUCAAACUUUUAUAAAAGGUUAAUUUUCUAACGUGUGUAUCACUUAAUUCUGUAAUAAUGGCAAGAGUAGCUGAUGAAGAACUGAAGAAAGCCUUCAGUGAACUCCAUGAGAAAAUGAUUGAUACAACACAAAAACUAAAAUUAGCAGACAUUCAGAUUGAGUCUUUGAAGCGAUCUAAACAACAUGCUGAACUUACGAUAGCUGAAAUAAGUAAGCUUCCUAGUAAAACCAAAACCUACGAAUCUGUCGGCAGAAUGUUCUUACUUGAUGACAUCGCUACAAUUAAGGCUGGACUACAAACCAGGAUGAAGACUGCAGAUGAAAAGAUAACGACGUUGGAAAAUAAUAAAACCUAUUUUGAACAAAGCUUACAAGAAAGUAAGAAUAAUCUACGAGAAAUGGUUCAGCAAAAACAAAAUAAAGAAUCAAGUUAAAAAUGGAAUAAAAAUUAAAAAGUUUACUUUGUGAAUAAAUAAUGACUUUUCUUUAGUUAUACUAUAAA